GCCGUCAGCCCAGCUCCGUUCACCACAAUCCACAGUUCACGGAAGGUGCCCUCCCACCCCAGCGCCCCCGCCCUAACUUCCGCUUCCGGCUUCGGAAACAAUCACUUCCGGUUCGGCGCCGUCUCUUCGCGCGGUUUUGGUCGCGUCUGGCGCGAAAAUAAAUGAUAUGAAAGAAAUUGCAAGGUGAUUGCGGGAGAGAGCGUUACCAGUCAACAGAGACCCCUCACCUUGGAUACGUUUCUUAGGACAAAGGCCCGGGGGCGUUGGAGCCAAAAUGGGGCGCUCGUCGAAGGACAAGCGGGACAUCUAUUACCGCCUGGCGAAGGAAGAGGGCUGGCGGGCCCGCAGCGCCUUCAAACUCCUGCAGCUGGACGAGGAGUUCCAGCUGUUUGAGGGGGUGCGCCGGGCGGUGGAUCUCUGCGCUGCCCCGGGCAGCUGGAGCCAGGUUCUGAGCAGGAAGCUGAAGGGCGGUGCUGGGGAGGGCCCUGAGUCCGUGAAGAUCGUCGCAGUCGAUCUCCAGGCCAUGGCUCCGCUCCCGGGGGUCGUCCAGAUCCAGGGGGACAUCACCAAGGUCUCCACGGCACAGGAGAUCAUCCAGCACUUCGAAGGGCAGCCGGCCGACCUGGUGGUCUGCGAUGGGGCCCCCGACGUGACCGGCCUUCAUGAUAUCGACGAAUACAUCCAAGCGCAGCUGCUGCUAGCGGCUCUGAACAUCACGACCCACGUCCUGAAUAAAGGAGGCACCUUUGUAGCCAAGAUCUUCCGGGGAAAGGACGUGACGCUUCUCUACUCCCAGCUCCGCAUCUUCUUUCCCGACGUCACCUGCGCUAAACCCCGGAGCAGCCGAAACUCCAGCAUCGAGGCCUUCGUUGUCUGCCGGGGGUACUGCCCGCCCGAGGGCUACGUGCCCAAUAUGUCCAACCCCCUGCUGGACCAUUGCUACGAUGUGGAUUUUAACCAGCUGGAAGGUCCCAACCGAGUCAUUGUCCCGUUCUUGGCCUGUGGGGAUCUGAGCGCCUACGACUCAGACCAGACGUAUCCCCUCCAGCUGGCCCCAGGGAAGGAAUACAGCUAUGUGCCCCCCACCCAGCCCCCCAUCUGUCCCCCCUACCAGGAAGCCUGCUUCUUGAAGAGGAACAACCUACUGGCUAAGGAGCCUGGGCCAGCCCCAUUGGAGGAAGCUGACCCCGCCCCCACAUAUGGAUCAGCACCGGAACCUCAGGGCUGCCCCCCGGAGGCGGCUGUUGAAAAUGUCCUGGCGUCUCUGUCCGUGUCACCCUAGCGCAGGGGCGUGUGUGUGUGAGGGGGAUGAACCCUGCGCCACAUUUCUGAAAAUAGCAUUUUAAUUUAACCCUUUGUGGCCAGUCUUUGCAGGGGGCUCUGCCGUGCCCCCCUCUCCCCUGGCCUCUGUUUUAAUAAAGACUCACGGAGAUGAA
Molecule: messenger RNA, 1436 nt
Organism: Gopherus evgoodei (Goodes thornscrub tortoise)
Lineage: Eukaryota; Metazoa; Chordata; Testudines; Testudinidae
Gene: FTSJ1
Product: FtsJ RNA 2'-O-methyltransferase 1
Exons: 12
Coding region: 275-1282 (335 amino acids)
Biological process (GO): cytoplasmic translation; tRNA methylation
Cellular component (GO): cytoplasm
Molecular function (GO): tRNA methyltransferase activity
Source: RefSeq, a predicted model, not a curated record